Trichosurus vulpecula (common brushtail) is the source of this 930-nucleotide messenger RNA. Its product is annotated as taste receptor type 2 member 41-like. Gene Ontology annotation, cellular component: membrane. NCBI's taxonomy places the organism in Eukaryota, Metazoa, Chordata, Mammalia, Diprotodontia, Phalangeridae. Gene Ontology annotation, molecular function: G protein-coupled receptor activity. Gene Ontology annotation, biological process: G protein-coupled receptor signaling pathway; sensory perception of taste; detection of chemical stimulus involved in sensory perception of bitter taste. The record is from RefSeq and is a predicted model, not a curated record. The transcript has a single exon. Bases 1 to 930 code for a protein of 309 amino acids.
AUGCUGGGAUCAUUCACAAUCUUUGCUAUGGUUGCCUAUGUCCUGUUGUCCUCCCUGGGGAUCAUGGUUAAUGGCUUCAUUGUUGUGUUACUGGGAAGGGAAUGGGUUAGAUGCCACCAGCUGUCUCCCUGUGACAUGAUCCUGAUCAGUUUGAGUGCCUCCCGUUUAUGCCUGUUGUGGCUUGGAAUAAUAUACAACUUUUACAAUUUUCUUCACCACCCACAAUAUUCCAAGGAGUUUACCCACCCAUACUAUGGGAUUUACUUUGAUUUUCUGAAUAUGCUUACAAUGUGGCUUGCCACUUGGCUUAGUGUCCUCUUCUGUGUGAAGAUCGCAAACUUCACUCACCCCAUUUUCCUUUGGCUGAAGUGGAGAAUCAAGGGGUUAGUACCCUGGUUCCUACUAUUCUCCCUGAUAAUCUCUUUCAUUUUCUCCGUGCUGUUUUUGGUGGCUAACAAAUCUUUGUACCAGGCAUUUUCUGGGAAUGUAACCCUACAUGGACUCACUAGGAAACUGGAGAUCCAGUAUUUUGUCCCUUCAAAACUCAUUACUUUGCUUAUCCCCUUUUCUUUGUUUGUAUUCUCAUUGGUUCUGCUGAUUACUUCUCUGUGGAGACACUCUUGGAGAAUGAAACAUAUUGCCAAUAGUGCCCAGGAUCCUAGCUUUCAGGCUCACACCCGAGCUCUGAAAUUAUUGGUCUCCUUCCUAGUCCUUUAUACUCUUUCUUUUAUGUUUUUUUUCAUUGAUGCCACUUUUUCUGGUUUUGGGAUCAUCUGGUACUGGCCAUGGCAAAUUGUGAUUUACCUAUUCACAUGUAUUCAUCCGUUCAUUUUUAUCCUUGGCAAUUCCCAGCUAGGAGGGGCACUCAUGGAGUUUCUUCUUCUGCCUAAAACCUUCUGGAAUGACAAGUGGACAUCAUCUCCUUCUUAA